AUGCCCGGAAAAAUCAUCGACAGAUAUGAUCACGUUCCUGUGACAAAGGAGAAUUUGGAUUGGGCGGAGCUAAUCACCCUCGACCUAAGCAAAUAUGAGCAGCCCGGUGGCAAGGAAGAGCUUGUUAAACAGCUAGAGCAUGCUGUUCAGCAUGUCGGAUUUUUCUAUGUGAAGAACUUUAACAUCAGCCAAGAGGAAGUUGAUCAGCAAUUCGCUUUGGGUCGCGAGUUUUACGCUUUGCCGCUCGAGGAGAAGCUCAAGUAUCAUAACGCGGAUGACCUCGUCAGGGGCGAAUACAAUGGAUAUCGACCUGCCGGUCAUCGCAUCCUCGGAAACGGAAUCAAGGAUAAUGUGCAGGUGUACAACAUUCCCAAGUUCGAUGGCUAUCAUGAGAGGCCGCAGCCUCAAGUGCUGUCGGAAAAUAUUGCUACGAUUGAGGCUUUCAGUCGCAAAUGCCACACUGAAGUAGUGGAAAAGCUACUUCGCCUUUUCGCCAUCCUCCUCGAGCUUCCAGACGAGGACCAACUAGUCCGUGACCACCAGUAUGACGUCAAAGGCGAGGAUCACCUACGCUACAUGCACUACGCAGCUCGCAGUGCGGAAGAUAACGAGAAAGUUGGCGGUCUCUACUCCCCUGGCCACACUGACCUGGGUUCAAUCACACUUCUGUUCCGCCAGCCCGUUGCUGCCCUGCAGAUUCUCAACUCGGAUGGAGAAUGGAAGUGGGUGCGUCCAGAGGACGGGACUAUUACUAUCAAUACCUGUGAUGCUUUGACGGCUCUCACUGGUGGUUUAAUCAAGUCCAGCGUUCAUCGUGUGCACACUCCGCCCGCAGACCAGGCACAUGUCGAUCGGCUGGGUGUUUUAUACUUUGCCCGGCCCAAUAACCAUAUUGUUCUGGACCCGAUCAAGAAUAGUCCACUGCUGAAUCGGCUGGGUCUGACGCAGAAUGUGUUUACUGAAUUAGGGCAACAUCUCACUACAGAGCAGUGGGUCAAGGUGCGACAGACUCAGCAACAACGGCGCAACAAGGAUGUCAAGGUGUCGAAGGAUGGAAAGUACACCUACGGAGAGAAGGCUCUGGAGAUCAUUCCGGGUCUUGAAGCCAAGAUAUAUAAUUAA
This is a messenger RNA of Penicillium brasilianum, 1122 nucleotides long. The record is from the annotation of a GenBank genome assembly. Lineage: Eukaryota; Fungi; Ascomycota; Eurotiomycetes; Eurotiales; Aspergillaceae.